Pseudomassariella vexata is the source of this 2986-nucleotide messenger RNA. RefSeq lists its product as uncharacterized. The coding region runs from base 147 to 2780 and encodes 877 amino acids. Gene Ontology annotation, molecular function: peptidase activity; protein binding. The record is from RefSeq and is a predicted model, not a curated record. The transcript has 2 exons. Gene Ontology annotation, biological process: proteolysis; glutathione catabolic process. Lineage: Eukaryota; Fungi; Ascomycota; Sordariomycetes; Amphisphaeriales; Pseudomassariaceae.
GUCACAUUGUGCAAAAUCACGAUUGCCGUUCUGCCUUUAAUUCUUGGACCUGAUAUCGCAAUCUGCAUUUCCUUACUUGGGCGGAUUCUUAGUGACAGAUCUAUUCCUGUGUACACAACUGGAAUUGACUCUCUUUAGCAGCCGCAAUGCCGUCGGCAACCGACCACUGCACGCCAUCGGCCAUCAUCGAGGUGCCCCCUCAUACGACCCCCGAGCUCAACCACGUCCUCAAGCACGAUAGCUCGAUCCUUGCCCUUAUUGUUAGCAAAGACAGCAUUUAUGCCGGCACGCAAGAUGGAGAAAUUGUUGUAUGGUCUCUCGACACUUUCCAACAGACGAAUCGGAUCCAGGCGCACAAACGUAGCGUCAUGUGUCUGUUCCUGUCCGAAGAUGCAUCUCUCCUCUUCUCUAGCGCGAGCGAUCCCAUUGUGAACGUCUGGUGCCCCAGAACCAUGAGCCGUCUUUGCGAGAUCUACAGCACGCAGGAUUCAUUCGGCGACAUCUUCUCCGUUGCCUACUCAGCCCAGCACGACACAGUUUACUACGGCGCUCAGAACACCAGCAUACAAUGGGUUGGAUUGAGGGAUCCCGCACGUCGAGUGCAACAUGACUGUCCUGAUCACCCCGACCGAAGAAACCACCGGUUCUUUGAUUCGAGAGCUGCAGGCGGCACAAGUACUCCGCGGCCUACCGACGAGCGAUACGAUCGUAUUCCCCAAUCUCAUAUGGUCUUGGAGACCGAUCGAAGAGCUUACAAACUGUUUGCACACUUCGGAUAUGUCUAUUGUAUGCUUAUGACGAAAGGGGCUACGGCCUUCGCAGACUCGGAAGAGGAUGUGUUGAUAUCCGGCGGUGGUGAAGGUGCCAUCAAGGUCUGGAAGCUUGGUGGUCAGGGCGUUGGCCCAGAUGGCAUCGACAAAGGCCUGGAGCAGAUCAUGAAGCUUGGUGAGGAUGAUCUGGAAUCGGUCAUGUCACUGGCUAUUGAUGGAUCAUUUCUGUAUAGUGGAAAACUCAGGGGCGUAGUGGAACUUUGGGACUUGGACACUAAACAAAGGUUGCGGGUGAUUAAGGAUCACAAGGGUGACAUCAUGUCGCUCUCCAUGGGGUGGGGUUAUCUAUGGAGCACUGGCUCUAAUGGAACAUCAAGCAAACACAGCACGGUCCACUAUGAGAACUACCAGCCAAAUUCAUAUCAGAACGUGAGCCAGAAGUACCAAUGCCUGACUCAGUGGAGGGCUCAUGACGGCAAAAUCUUGGCCUCCGCUGUCGCUGAGCAUCAGGGCAACCUGCUUUACAUCACAGGGGCCAAUGACAACAACCUCGCCGUUUGGGUCGUGGAAAACCCUCCCCAGACUGAACAAGAAAAGCCCGAAGAAAACGAGGACAUGAUGAUAUCUAGUCUACGGGAGUUCGUUUCAUACAAGACUAUCUCGUCCAAGCCCGAGUUCGCAGAAGACUGCCGACGAGGUGCUACCUUUCUUCGUACACUUUUCCGGAAACUCGGCGGGGACGUGGAGAUGUUGAGUACCGAUAACAACCGCCACCCAGUUGUGUUUGCCAAGUUCAACGGAAAGCUUGAGCCCAAAGAGAACCGCAAGCGCAUCUUGUUCUACGGCCACUACGACGUGGUACCAGCUGGCGCCACAGAGGGCAAAUGGAACACCGACCCGUUCCAGCUUAAGGGUACGAAUGGAUAUUUGUAUGGUCGCGGCGUCAGCGACAACAAGGGUCCUGUUGUAGCCGCCUUGUACGCCGUCACAGACCUCAUGCAAGCCAAGUCGUUAGACUCUGACAUCAUCUUUCUGAUCGAAGGCGAGGAAGAAUCUGGUUCCCGGGGAUUCCAGGAAACAAUUCGCCGGAACAAGGAGCGCAUUGGUCACAUCGACUACAUACUGUUAGCCAACAGUUACUGGCUCAAUGACGAGAUUCCCUGCCUGACAUACGGCCUUCGCGGUGUCCUCCACGCCACAGUCUGCGUCCAGUCCAAGAGCCCAGACCUUCACUCUGGUGUGGACGGAUCCUGCAUGGUCAACGAGCCAGUCACUGACCUGACCAUGCUGAUCUCGAAGCUGAAAGGUCCGCGCAACAGGAUUCUACUGCCAGGUUUCUACGACGGUGUGCUGCCCCUGACUCCUGAGGAAGAUUCUCGUUACAAUGACAUCAUUGCCGUGCUCAUGGCGCAAAACUCCCAAGGCAUACCAACCUCGAGUCUUAGGGGUUCCCUUAUGGCCAGGUGGCGCGAGCCCAACCUUACGAUUCACGGAUUUAAGACCUCGGGUGCGGAGGAAGGGAGCUUGGUGAGCAGCCACGCAAGUGCGCACAUCAGUUUCCGCCUCGUGCCGGGUCAGGAAGUAGGGGAUGUUAUCAACAGCCUGACCACGUAUCUUGAUGAGAAGUUUGCUGAGCUCGAAUCGGAUAACACGUUGACGGUCAAGAUCAACAACCAAGCGGAGCCGUGGCUGGGAGACACGGACAACCACGUCUUCCGCACACUGGAAGAGGCCAUCAUCAAGGCGUGGGCGCCACUCUUUGACGUCGGGACUGGUAGAGACACAGAAACCGCCAACGGCAAUGAUGCGAAACCUCGGAAGCCGCUUUACAUACGCGAAGGUGGGUCCAUUCCGGCCAUCCGCUUCCUGGAGAAGGAAUUUGACGCCCCCGCUGCCCAUCUGCCCUGCGGUCAAGCGAGCGACUCUGCGCAUCUGGACAAUGAGCGCUUGCGCGUAAUAAAUCUGCUCAAGAGUCGAGAGAUAUUCGGAUUUGUGUUCGGGAAGCUGUAGAGGAAGGGGGUGGGCCAGGUCGGCGUUUGUUUAGGCGGGUAGGAUAGAGAAACAGACUGCGGCAUAGACUAUAUAGAGAUACCCUUGCUAGAUUAAGGUAUUACGAUUUCCAUCACCUGCUACAAGCGAAUGGGUUGGUCUGAUUUGGCGAAUGACUCUGGGUGCGCAAGUGUGUACAGGCAAGGGUCAUCACCUGCGGGUUUUUG